Molecule: messenger RNA, 894 nt
Organism: Penicillium hordei
Lineage: Eukaryota; Fungi; Ascomycota; Eurotiomycetes; Eurotiales; Aspergillaceae
Exons: 1
Coding region: 1-894 (297 amino acids)
Source: RefSeq, a predicted model, not a curated record
AUGACGUCUCCUCCCAAAGGUUUUGACCUAGAUGGAACUACCUCGGUCCUUCGAGAAAGACCCCCCGAAGAUCCGGAAAAAGAAGCCACCAGCAAGAAGCCUGUGUGUUUUCAGAAUCAAUUACCUAAAGUAAAACCAAAUCCCGUCGAUGAGCUAGAUCUACACCCCGCAAUGACCACGGAGAUGAUCAGCGUAUUCCGACAGAAGGGGACCGACUAUCAGUCUUGGAUCAAUUUCCCAGAAGAUACCAACUGCCAAAGACCAUGCAUCGUUUCGCCAUCCACACUACAAAUGCAACAGCUGAUACACCCCUCCGACGACAGGUAUCAAUGGGACGCAUAUUGCAAUGAGUGGGUGUGUGCACCCGAAGAAAUCGGCGAUCCUCGUCCACUCAAUAUGCCCACUGGACUGGAUUACCACAGGCUAUUUAUUCGCAAACUCGGAGUCGAGAAAGAUGGUUCCCUGGGUUGGAACAAAUACCACGGACGUGUGGCACACACCGCUAUCUUCGCUGACAACAAUGUCCGACUCGAUGGUCCUCAAUGGUCGGAAAUCGCUCAGGCUCACUACGAGGUUUUCUUUGAUAUCGAUUCUCUGAAAUAUAUCUUUCGUAUGACGGUCGUCAAUGAGGAGACACAUACUUUUGUGGAUAAAGUGCUUUAUCCGAGAUGUAAGCUUGCGCUUGCUGGAGGUAGUGAAGUGAGGGCAUGGCUGUACGAUACUGAUAAUUAUCGGGAAAUUAUGGGGACGUCGUUGGGGAAAGCUGUUGGUGCCCUUGUUUUGGGGGCUUUUCCUAGGGGUACGCGUCGCAUCACUCAGAUUCUUACUUGGCAGUAUGAUGGAGACUUGCAGAUGAGAUUUGAUAUCUCCCAGCUCCCCAUGGACCAACACUAA